AUGUUUUUUCCUCCUCCUUAUUAUUACAAAUAGUUUAUAAGUCCAAAAAGUUUUCCAGUACCUGACUUAGAUAAAGUGAGAUAACACAUAGAUGAUUAUUAUUCAUUUGGAGAAUUUCAUCAAGUAUUAUGAAAAAUUAUUAUUAGUUCAAAGAUUAUGAAGCUGAUUAAUUAUAGAUUUUAAAAGAGAAAUUAGCUGAAAAAAACAUCCAUGGAAAUUUAAAAUUAAAAUUAAAAGAAUUAAGCACCGAAAUUUUUGAAAUCUGUAUUAAACUACAAGAUUCAAUUGCUAAUGUAGAUAAUUAGCACAUAGAAUUAAAGAAUCAAUUACAUGAGAAUUAUGAACAAUUCAAUUUAAUAUGUUAAUUUAUUAAUAUGAAAUAAGUAUUUAUUUAUUAUAUGAUAUUAGAAAUAUAUCGAUUUAGAAGAAAUAUUUAAGAAUGAAUUAAUAAAACUUAACCAAAUAAAUAAGGAUAUGGCAGUUAAAAUUUAGGAAUUCUAAAAAUAAAUAGCUGAAUUAAAUUCUGAUUUUAUCACAUAUUGA
Messenger RNA from Paramecium primaurelia, 543 nucleotides. The record is from the annotation of a GenBank genome assembly. Lineage: Eukaryota; Ciliophora; Oligohymenophorea; Peniculida; Parameciidae.